AUGGAAAAAUUACCAGUUGAAUUAUUCCAUUGUAUUUUGGAUAAUCUUGAUAUAGAAAUAAUCGCUUUCUCAGUUCGAUCGGUAUGUCGAUUAUUUCGAUUGUUUGUUAAUAGUUAUGAUCGAUAUGUUUUGAAUUUGACUUUAAUUUCCAAAAGAAAUUUUUAUCUUCUUUGUCAAUUAAUUAAUCCAAAUAAUGUUACAUCAUUGACACUUGCAAAUGAAGAACAAACACCAAAUCAAAUAGAUUUGUUUAUUUCACUUGUUCGUCUUCGUCAAUUUACUCGACUUCAUUCAAUAACUCUUCUUCACAUUGAUGAAUAUCAAUUAAAUUUUAUUUUAGAACGAAUUAAUCUUAAUUUGGUUACUUCAUUUUCAUUUAGAAUUAAAAAUUACGAUGAUAGACAUAUGCAAAGAACAAACAAUUGUCUUACAUCAAUACUCUCGAAAUCGAGUUUGAGAAAAAUGGAAUUUUAUUUUAGAAAUAAUAGAUUAUCGAAGAUUUCAUGGCCAUUCAAUUGUUCAAUUCAAUCUUUGGUUGUUAAUCGACACAUAACUAUGGAUAAUAUUUUAACUAUACUUCAAUGUUCUCCUCAUUUACAUAAACUUAUUUUGAAAGAGAGAUUAAAUGAGAUCAUCAAUCAUGUCUCACUAAAAUCUACUGCUCCCAUAUAUUUUCGACAGUUAAGAUCGUUAACUAUAGAAAAUCUUAGUGAAACUAUUGAUCUAUUAGAAUCCUUUCUUUUAUUGACACCAUCACUGAUUCAUUUAAAACUUGUUGGUUAUAAACUUAUGUCCAAUGGUAAACAAUGGGAACAAUUCAUUCAAAUAAAUUUACCUAAUUUAGUUAAAUUUGAAUUUUAUUUUGUUUAUUGGAGUGAAGAUAAGAUAACAUCAGAUAGUCUUAAUUUAUUUAUUGAUUCUUUUCGAACUCCAUUUUGGAUUGAACACAAAAAAUGGUUUAUUACUUGUAUAUGCGAUAUCGAACGAUCAAGAGUCAUUUAUCUUUAUUCAAUACCAAUAUGUAUAACUUGUUUUAAAUACGAUGUAGAAUUAUAUAAAAGUUCAUAUUUCAAUUGUCCUACGAUGAUGAUAAAUUCAUAA
Molecule: messenger RNA, 1101 nt
Organism: Rotaria sp. Silwood1
Lineage: Eukaryota; Metazoa; Rotifera; Eurotatoria; Philodinida; Philodinidae
Source: the annotation of a GenBank genome assembly